UAUAUAUAUAUAAUAUAUAUAUAUAUAUAUAUAAAAUUAUAGUUGACAUACAGUAUUAUUCUAUUUCAGCUUCAGCUUAGAAAUGUUUAUUCUGACAUAAGCUUUUCUCCCCAUGUGCCACUGAGUUCAGAUAAGUUUAGGGAGGGCUGCAGUACAUCACAGUGACUAAAAGCAGAGUGACUAAGAACAGUUUAGGUUCGGAUACAGAUUUCAUUCUAGUGUAUGAUUCUGGGCAAAUUAUUUAACCUCUGAACCUCUCAGUUUUCCUACAAUGUAAGGUAAAGAAAAUAUACUCCGUUUAUGAAAAUUAAAUGAGAUAACAAUGUGAAUCAACACAGGGCUUAACAUAUUUAUCAAUAAAUAAUAAAUCAAUAAAUAAUCGUGGCUAUUACCAGAGGUCUUAAUAAGGGAAGUGGCAAGUGGGAAGCAGAACUUCCGGGUGGGGAUCCCGGACCAGCCAGGCUAACGAUGUGAACUUGGACAAGUCAUUUCCCCCAUCACUGAAAUAGCACAGGGAUGCACCACAAGGACAUGACAGGACGGCUGACGAGAUUGGGCAGUGACUUAGGAGGAAAGCUGGAUGGAUGCCUGCUGGGAGAGGCAUCAUCUCCCCCCAUGCUCUGUGAUGUUUCAGUCCCAGGAAGACAAGAGCCAUGUCUCUGAGCAGCGCCUUCAGGGCUGUGGGCAACGACCCUGGGAUCAUCACCUGGAGAAUAGAGAAAAUGGAGCUGGCGUUGGUGCCCCUGAGUGCCCAUGGCAAUUUCUAUGAGGGCGACUGCUACGUCAUCCUCUCGACCCGGAGAGUGGGCAGUCUCCUGUCCCAGGACAUCCACUUCUGGAUCGGGAAGGACUCCUCCCAUGAAGAGCAGAGCUGUGCAGCCAUCUACACUACACAGCUGGAUGACUACCUGGGGGGCAGCCCCGUGCAGCACCGGGAGGUCCAGUACCAUGAGUCCGACACCUUCCGUGGCUACUUCAAGCAGGGCAUCAUAUACAAAAAGGGGGGUGUGGCUUCUGGGAUGAAGCAUGUGGAGACCAACACCUACGAUGUCAAGCGGCUGUUACACGUGAAGGGGAAGAGAAACAUCAGGGCCACUGAGGUGGAAAUGAGCUGGGACAGUUUUAACCGAGGAGAUGUCUUCUUGCUGGACCUUGGGAAGGUCAUCAUCCAAUGGAAUGGUCCAGAAAGCAACAGCGGGGAGCGCCUGAAGGCUAUGCUCCUGGCAAAGGACAUUCGGGACAGGGAGCGAGGGGGCCGUGCUGAAAUAGGAGUGAUCGAGGGCGACAAGGAGGCGGCAAGCCCGGAGCUGAUGAAGGUCCUUCAGGACACCCUCGGCCGGCGCUCCAUUAUCAAGUCUGCGGUCCCCGAUGAGAUCGUUGAUCAGCAGCAGAAGUCAAAUGUCAUGUUGUAUCAUGUCUCAGACUCGGCCGGGCAGCUGGAGGUCACAGAGGUAGCAACAAGGCCCCUGGUCCAGGACUUACUAAACCAUGAUGACUGCUACAUCCUGGACCAAAGUGGAACCAAGAUCUAUGUGUGGAAAGGAAGAGGAGCCACAAAGGCUGAGAAACAGAUGGCCAUGUCUAAAGCCCUGAACUUCAUCACAAUGAAGGGCUACCCCAGCAGCACCAAUGUGGAGACUGUCAACGAUGGUGCUGAGUCAGCCAUGUUCAAGCAGCUGUUCCAGAAAUGGUCAGUGAAGGAGCAGACCAUGGGCCUGGGGAAAACGUUCAGCAUCGGGAAAAUCGGUGAGAUUGCCCCGGAUUGUCUUCUCACUGCUGGGACUCUAGAAAGGCAGGCGCGGAUGCUUUUCACCUACUUGGUUUCUCCCAACCCCUUCUCUGCAGCUAAAGUUUCCCAGGACAAAUUUGAUGUGACUCUGCUGCACACUAAACCAGAGGUAGCUGCCCAGGAAAGAAUGGUUGAUGAUGGCAAUGGAAAAAUUGAGGUCUGGAGAAUUGAAAACCUGGAGCUGGUCCCUGUGGAGCAUCAGUGGUAUGGCUUCUUUUAUGGGGGAGACUGCUACCUGGUUCUCUAUACGUAUGAGAUAAACGGGAAGCUGCGUUACAUCUUGUACAUCUGGCAGGGCCGCCAUGCCUCCCAGGACGAGCUGGCAGCCUCAGCCUACCAGGCGGUAGAGGUGGAUCAGCAGUUUGACGGGGCCCCUGUGCAGGUCCGGGUUACCAUGGGCAAAGAGCCUCGCCACUUCAUGGCCAUCUUCAAAGGAAAGCUGGUAAUCUUUGAGGGUGGGACUUCCAGGAAGGGAAAUGCUGAGCCCGAUCCUCCCGUAAGGCUCUUCCAGAUUCAAGGAAAUGACAAAUCGAACACCAAAGCAGUGGAGGUUCCAGCCUUUGCCUCCUCCCUAAACUCCAAUGAUGUCUUUCUGCUGCGGACCCAAGCAGAGCACUAUCUGUGGUAUGGCAAGGGGUCUAGUGGGGAUGAGCGGGCAAUGGCUAAGGAGUUGGCCGGGAUUCUCUGCGAUGGCACAGAGGAUGCUGUGGCUGAGGGCCAGGAGCCAGCUGAGUUCUGGGACCUGCUGGGAGGGAAAGUUCCCUAUGCCAAUGACAAAAGAUUACAGCAGGAAAUCCUAGAUGUCCAGUCCCGUCUCUUUGAAUGUUCCAAUAAGACUGGCCGGUUCAUUGUCACUGAGAUCACAGACUUCACCCAGGAUGACCUGAACCCAGGUGACGUGAUGCUCCUGGACACCUGGGACCAGGUGUUCCUGUGGAUUGGGGCUGAGGCCAAUGCCGCAGAGAAGGAGAACGCUCUUGCUACAGCCCAGGAAUACCUGCACACUCAUCCCAGUGGCCGAGACGCUGACACACCCAUCCUGAUCAUUAAACAGGGGUUUGAGCCUCCCACCUUCACAGGCUGGUUCUUGGCCUGGGACUCUCACAUUUGGAGUGCAGGGAAAUCAUAUGAACAGUUAAAAGAAGAGCUGGGAGACACUGCUGCUAUCACAAGAAUCACUGCUGACCUGAGGAACACAACCCUUUCCCUGAAUUCUGAGCCAAAAUAUUACCCUAUAGAAGUUCUGUUGAAAAAUCAGAAUCAAGAACUGCCUGAGGAUGUGGACCCGGCCAAAAAGGAGAAUUACCUCUCUGAACAGGACUUUGUUUCUGUGUUUGGCAUCACAAGAGGGCAAUUUGCUGCUCUGCCUGGCUGGAAACAGCUCCAAAUGAAGAAAGAAAAGGGGCUUUUCUAAGGCAAGGAAGCAAACGCCUGUUGCAAGACCACAGAAGAGAGCAGAUAGUGCCAAUAUCAGGAAAGAAUUUACCAAUUGUUGCCUAAUAUCCAGCUACUUAAUUUAGAUAAAAUAGGGUCUGCAAAUCACAGCAUGUCCUCCAUUUUUCUCAGCCUUGCAUUCCUUAGUUGUUAUAUGCCUAAAAUGUUAACUACCCACUUUUUAAUUUUUGUGGCCUUUGGCUAAAGCCUCAGCAGAAAGCACAAAAACUACAUGAAUCUGGAGAAGUCAGAAGUAAGAGAACAAAAAACUAUAAGUUUGAAGUGUUGAAGCAAGGACCUAAUUCAUUUUCAAUUUUAAAAUCGGUAUUUCCAAAACCUAUUUAACCCACAAAUCAUUGAAAUUAAUCACAUGUAUACCCCAAAGCCAAAAUCCAAAUGCCCAGAUUGUAUGUGCCAGAGCUUUUUAACUUUUCAAAUAAAGAUACCUGUAUGAGCAAAUGGAAGUAUUCUGGGUUUGCCUGUUAUAGUAAUUAUUUGAUGUUAUGUUGGAAGAAAUGUCCCAGUACUGGGGAAGUAAAGAGGCACUGUUGAGUGAGCUCUCUGGAUAACUGGACCACUGUAAUUCCUGUUUCUGGCACAAGAAUGCCAAAAUCUGCCUUACAGCUGUCCAGGAAACCUCAGUGCCCACCCAACCACACCCUAUUAUCCAAAAGAGAAAUAGGCCCAUGUGUUAUUAAUUUCAGUAAUGAGGCCAGAACCAGUGUGUAUACCACUGCAGACAACCUUCAAAGCACGCGGCAGACAUCAACAAAUGAACCACAUUUUCCAGACGACUCUAGUUUAAGUCAACAAUUCCAAAGGAAUCCAUGUGGCAGGAGUAAUGUAACUGUGAAGUUCCAGGAUAGAAGCAUAGUCCAAAGCAUCACAAAGCGAAAACAGAACGAGCGCGCCACGUCACAGCAGGCGUGGGAUGGAACCAGUCAGAAUCUUUUGGGGAGGCCAUAAUAAAUCUGUGUUGAAGGGAGCAGCAAGCACAGCUGGUGACGCCUGUUCUCACAGACACUGUCAGUCACUUCAAUAAGGCCC
Molecule: messenger RNA, 4270 nt
Organism: Hipposideros armiger (great roundleaf bat)
Lineage: Eukaryota; Metazoa; Chordata; Mammalia; Chiroptera; Hipposideridae
Gene: AVIL
Product: advillin
Exons: 18
Coding region: 654-3203 (849 amino acids)
Biological process (GO): actin polymerization or depolymerization; cytoskeleton organization; actin filament severing
Cellular component (GO): actin cytoskeleton; cytoplasm
Molecular function (GO): actin filament binding; phosphatidylinositol-4,5-bisphosphate binding
Source: RefSeq, a predicted model, not a curated record